Messenger RNA from Cygnus olor (mute swan), 2078 nucleotides. RefSeq lists its product as uncharacterized. The transcript is spliced from 3 exons. Bases 267 to 1061 code for a protein of 264 amino acids. NCBI's taxonomy places the organism in Eukaryota, Metazoa, Chordata, Aves, Anseriformes, Anatidae. The record is from RefSeq and is a predicted model, not a curated record.
UUUAGAGAGAGAAUCCCUCCUGUCUUCCAAAGACUGUGUUCACAUUUCAUACCAGUGGUAUUCACUAAAGAAUUACCACCAUUGGAACGGAUCCCUUUGCUGUGAAUGCUGCUAUGGUGGGCUGCCUUCUCCAUGUGAAGUGAGCCUGAGAAGGAGACAUUGAGAAGAGAUGAGUAGAAAGGAGGGAUGCCCCAGCACCAUGUGUUAUGAUGAAACCCACCUGGCAGAUGGCCUUUAGCAGAAAGUUUCUGUAGCUCAUGCAAUAAAUGGCUGAGAAAGCAGAUGUAAUACCAAGAGAUGAAAAGGAGAUCCAAAAUAACAGUGAGGAAGACCCAUUUCCCACUUGUGAUGUUGUAACAGCAUCCCCUGGUUGCCCUGCCAGUCUGUUUUUGGCCAGCCUUAAUGAAGACAAGGGAAGUUCAGUGGUGCCAGAAAGACUGUCUGUCCUCUCUAGCAAGGCUGUGGCCCAAGCAAAAUCCCUUGCCGGCCCAGAUAUCAUCAGUGGCAGCCAGGCACAGAGCAGGGCCUCUGGGUUGGCAAAGUACCAGCUGACAGCUGUAAAUGCACCAGCAGAGGGCUCGUCGUACCCCUUGGCAGUCUGUAAACCUGUGGACAUUACUUUACUGUGCUCCAAAAGCCUCUGCUGCGACUGCAACCAGGAUUUGGAGGUACCACAUCCCCCUGAGGUGUCCAAGGUGGCUGGUGAGCCCCUCGAGGCAGUGAAGAACCUUGGGUGCUGCCACAUGCAGGGUGCCAGCACACAGUAUGCGGGGAGCGGCACUAAGGGCAUUGUGGCCCCUUGCAGUCUGGGCCUGGCCAUUUGGAUGAAGACCACAAAAGUAAUGAAGACUUUAGAAAAUAAGAAAAAGGAAGAAAAGGAGAAGUACCGGCUACAGCUAGCUAUGUACCGAAGACUUCUACUGUUGCGUUCGAUCAGGAGCUUGCACAAGCAGCUGGAGCAGCAGCAGGCCAGGUUGCAGGAAUGUUAUGGCAUGGUAAUAAAUACCAAGAAAGAAGUGUUGAAACACAUUCACUCAGCCUUGCCCUCACCUUCUCCAUAAUCAUGUUGCUGCAUGUAGAAAUGAGCUUUGUAAUGCCACUGGAGCAAUCAGUAAGCUUGCAUGCCAUGAGGUGGUGUCCUCCUAGCCAAGAGUAUGUGCCCACAUGUGUGGAGAACAGAAGCAGCAACAGCAGAACAAGAGAAAGGGGAAGGUAAAGCAUUGGCCCCUGAAUUUUUCUGCAGGAAGCUGAAAUAAGAUUGUAUCUGUGCAAGGUGAUGGCUGAUGCACACUUGAGGUCUUAAGCUGAAGCAGGAUAUAAAAAGUAAAUAAAUGUAUUAAAAAAGAAAAAAAAAAAGGAACCAAGUCUGACACAUGAUCAGUAAAGGUGAUCUGAUGCCAAAGCUGCAGCCCAUUAAAUAUGUCGUAUGGCAAAUCACCCUUGGACUUUCAGCAUUAAAGGAACUUCAGCAGAAUUGUUUUUUUGUCUCCUCAAGGAUACCCAAGCCUAGAAAGCCAGGAUAUUUGAAGAACUUAAGUUCAGGCUUGGUAUCUACCCAGCUGCCUGUUUUUCACAAAACUGCUAAGGCCAUUUUAUGCUUCUGACCUCUACCCUCCUAUAAAAUUUAUCUUGACCAGAAAUUAUUGCAGGAAGGUAGAACAGUCAAAUACACGUACAGAGAAGCAGCACAAUUGCCUAAGCCUUAUUUCCUUAGGAAAGCAAGCUAGAAACAAAGGCUUUAUAAUCCGACGUUACGUUAGAAGCCCAGACUGUCAGUGCCAGGGGAAUGUUCAAGGUCUGCACAAUUAGUAAUCUGCUGCUAAUUCCCAAUGGCGCUAGUGUCUGCAAAUCAAGCAUAUUUUGUGCCUUACUGCUGUCAUUUAAUGGAAGUUGGUUACAAUUAGCACUUUUUAUCCAGGUGUAUUAGACACUUGGAAAACCCUAGAGCAGUUUCUCCAAUUGCAAGGUUAGGAUGCCUGCAGGAAAUUUGAUGUCAGUAAGUAACAAACACACACAGGGAAAAUUAAAGAAGAAGGAUACAACUUUUUUGUUUGUUUGUUUGUUUGUUUGUAUGCAUU